Molecule: messenger RNA, 354 nt
Organism: Akanthomyces muscarius
Lineage: Eukaryota; Fungi; Ascomycota; Sordariomycetes; Hypocreales; Cordycipitaceae
Exons: 5
Coding region: 1-354 (117 amino acids)
Source: RefSeq, a predicted model, not a curated record
AUGUAUUCAUACCUCGAUAUUCGUUAUCAUUCUUCUGCGCCACACUCUGCUGCUUGCCCAGCGACAACCGAGCGCCGUCGCAAACAUUCAUUAGCUACCACCCACCGCGGCGCCCUCAGCUCUUGCGACUGCAGCCAGAAGCUAUGCAGAUCUAGCAUCUCGUCUUUAGCACUUCCGCUCCUUUACGACAGAGACCGAUUUUUGCUCCGCCUUACCGCCCUCCCUCUGCUCGCGAGUGCUUCUUUGUCCGCCCGCGCCUCCUCGGAACUUCUCCAUGCGCAAAUGCGAGCUUCAUCGUCCGACUCUCCUGAUCCGCCGACAAGCAUCACAUAUCGCCCACCGUCGACCUCGUAA